CGUUCUGCUCAAGACGAGAAGCUAAUCGAAGCCAUCUUCCAAACGAACCUACCCUCUGUUGAUGGGCAAACAGUCUACGGAUCAACACAACGCAAUCUGAUCGUAGACGCACGUCCGACUAUAAAUAUCAUUGCCAGCAGAGCAAUGGGCGCAGGAACAGAGUGUAUGGAGAAUUAUAAAAGUUGGCAGAAACUACAGAUGGGAAUCGAUAAUAUUCAUGUGAUGAGAGAAUCUUUGGCGAAGAUGGUUGAUGCAAUCCAAUCAUCCGAUAUCCAGCGAAUUCCAAUAAAACAUUCGCUCUUGGACAAAUCCAACUGGCUCAAACACAUAAGUACCCUCCUUGAGGCUACAGGGAUCAUCGUUAAUCAUAUCCACCUGUUUAACUCGCACGUACUAGUCCAUUGCUCAGACGGAUGGGAUCGUACGGCACAAUUGACAUCCAUAGCUGAACUCUGUCUCGACCCUUACUAUCGCACACUUCGCGGGUUUCAGGUACUCGUCGAAAAAGACUGGAUAUCGUUUGGCCACAAGUUUAGUGAUCGCUCAGGACACUUGUCAAAUGAGAAAUAUUUUAUCACGAUAUCAAGCAACAAUUCAGUGAUGUCAAUGAAUAAUCAAUCACACGUUAAAGAAACGUCACCAGUGUUUUACCAAUUUCUAGAUUGCGUUUAUCAAUUGUUGUGUCAAUUUCCAGAUAGGUUUGAGUUCAAUGAGAAGUUUCUGAUUGAAAUGCAUUAUCACGUGUAUUCAUGUCAGUUUGGAACGUUUUUGUUUAAUUCGGAAAAGGAACGUGUACAAUAUAAUGUGGAGGCAUGCACAAAUUCGUUGUGGGAUUAUAUAAACUCAAAAGUAGAAGAUUUUACUAAUGAAUUAUAUGAUGGAGGAGCCAAGGAUAAGGAAAAGAUGGGGAAUGGAGCAGUACUGUUUCCCAGGACAAAAACAAGUGAUUUGAAAUAUUGGGCCGGGUUGUUUGGUAAGAAGGACGAGGAGUUGAAUGGCAAUACUGACGAUACUUGGGAUGAUUGGUUGACAUUGAGAUCUGAGAGCCCGAUACCUCGUCAACCAUCUCCUCCGACCGUAACGAGCGAGGAGUUGAGUGCACAUGAAGAUAAUGGAGACUGGCUAAUUAUUUGA
Messenger RNA from Paraglomus occultum, 1134 nucleotides. NCBI's taxonomy places the organism in Eukaryota, Fungi, Glomeromycota, Glomeromycetes, Paraglomerales, Paraglomeraceae. The record is from the annotation of a GenBank genome assembly.